AUGAUUCGCCGACUCAGCAAGUCGGACAAGUACGACGUCCAGGGGGUCCAGGCCCCGUCCCCCGAGGACUACGGCACCAUGCGGAGGCCCAUCUUUACUCAGCCGCACUUCGACAGCGAGUUCGACGGCAUCGCCAAGGAGAAGCUCACGAUGGGCGAGAGGAUCGGCAGCACGGUGCGCAAGCGAUGGCAUCCCAAGCGGGUCCAACGAUGUCUCUUGGGCCUCCUGCCCGUGGUCGGCUGGCUGCGCAACUACGACGUCAAGAGGGACCUGCUCGCUGACGUCAUCGCCGGGGUCACCGUCGCCAUCUUCCAUGUGCCUCAGAGUUUUGGCUACUCAAUCCUCGCUGGUGUUCCGGCAGUGAAUGGCCUGUACACAGCCAUGUUUCCCAUGCUCAUGUACACGCUGUUUGGCACUUCCAAGCAGCUCUCUAUCGGUGCCUUCGCCGUCGUCUGUAUGAUGACCGGAACAGUGGUAGGCCAGUACGGCUUAGAGUAUGGAGCUGCCAACGUAGCAUCGAGCCUCAUGUUCUUCGUUGGCCUGUAUCAGCUGUUCUUCGGCGCUUUGAACCUGGGCGGCCUGAGCGUGUUCCUCUCGGAGCAGUUUGUGAGCGGCUUCACGGCUGGAGUCUCAGUGCACAUCGGCUCCAGUCAGCUGGGCAGCCUUUUCGGCUACGACGUCGGACACUUCUCAGGACCAUUUUUGCUCAUUCGGCUCUACACUGCCUUCUUCGAGAAGAUCAACACGACGCAUCUCCCCACUUUGGGCAUGUCCUGCAGCUGCAUUUUCCUGCUGCUUCUCGUCAAGCUGGUGGUUGAUCCUUACGUUGAGCGCAAGAUCAGGAUGCCCGUUCCCAUUGAAAUGAUCCUGGUCAUCGCAGGGACUCUGCUUUCCCGCUACAUGACUCUGGAAGACAAAGGAUUUGCCGUCAUUGACAACAUUCCCCGAGUGUUCCCGAUGCCGACGGUGCCUGACCUCAGCAUUGAUCUCGUAUCCAAGGUUGCAAUACCCGCCCUGGCCAUCGCCAUUGUCAGCUUUGCAAUCACGGUCUCUCUGGGUCGCAUCUUCGCCAGACGUCAUGGUGACGAAAUUGUGCCGAACCAGGAAUUCCUGGCGUUGGGAAUGUCCAACCUUUUCGGCUCUUUCUUCGGCUGCUUCCCGUGCGGUGCGUCCGUACCACGCAGUUCCAUUCAAGACAACGUGGGCGGUAGAACUCAGCUUGUCAGCCUUAUUAAUUCGGCGUUGAUUGCCAUUGUACUUCUGUAUCUCGGGAGCUACUUGGAGAAACUUCCAGUGGCUGUUCUGGCUGCGAUUAUCUUCGUGUCUCUGAAAAAGGUUUUCAUGCAAGUCCGUGAUUUCAUCAAUUUUUGGAGAAUUUCCAAGAUUGACGGAUACGUGUGGCUGGUGACGUUCUUCGCAACUGUCGUCCUGGAAGUUCAGCUUGGUCUGAUUAUCGGAGUGGUCUUCUCACUGCUCACGCUUGUCUACAAAAUCCAGAGGCCUAAGACCUGUCUUCUUGGUUACAUCCCCAACACGGAUUACUACGUGCCCCUCAAGAAGUAUGGAGUGGCAAAGGAGCUAGGUGGAAUUAAGGUGUUCCACUUUGGCGGGCCUCUGCAUUUUGCCAAUGCCGAAUUCUUCAGGGCGGAACUGUCGCGCCGCACGUUUGUCAGUGUCAGCAAGGUAAUUGCAGCCCGCGAAAAAAACGGAGCCAAGACCCCGUCACUUUUCUGGCUGAAGCCGGACGAGACUCGGUCGAGCUACGAAGAGCUGGCCGACUCGAGGGCCAGCAUCCCGUCGAGCAGCGGGGUGAGUGUCAGCACCCAGACCAACUCCGAGUGUCCGGCCGAGGAGAAACCUUCGCGCGAAGAAGAGUUGCCGCGACACAUCAUCCUCGACUUCUCUCGGGUGAGCUUCAUCGACGGCUCCAGCGCCAUCGUCUUCAAGCAGGUUCUCAACGAGUUCCAGGGAAUCGGCAUCGGAAUUUACAUUGCCUGCUGCUCAGCCUCCGUCUUCUCGAUGAUGAGGAAAGGCAGGAUUCUGGAAGAGAUCCCGGCGGCCAACUUCUAUCCGUCCAUCCACGACGCCGUGCUCUCCGUGUACAAACAGCCUCUACCCGCGGAGCAACGUCACUAG
Ixodes scapularis (black-legged tick) is the source of this 2136-nucleotide messenger RNA. RefSeq names its product solute carrier family 26 member 6-like. NCBI's taxonomy places the organism in Eukaryota, Metazoa, Arthropoda, Arachnida, Ixodida, Ixodidae. Gene Ontology annotation, cellular component: membrane. The record is from RefSeq and is a predicted model, not a curated record. The coding region runs from base 1 to 2136 and encodes 711 amino acids. The transcript is spliced from 18 exons. Gene Ontology annotation, biological process: transmembrane transport. Gene Ontology annotation, molecular function: sulfate transmembrane transporter activity; oxalate transmembrane transporter activity; bicarbonate transmembrane transporter activity.